Penaeus monodon (black tiger shrimp) is the source of this 1351-nucleotide messenger RNA. Its product is annotated as mucin-5B-like. The transcript is spliced from 10 exons. The record is from RefSeq and is a predicted model, not a curated record. Lineage: Eukaryota; Metazoa; Arthropoda; Malacostraca; Decapoda; Penaeidae. Gene Ontology annotation, cellular component: extracellular matrix. Bases 170 to 1351 code for a protein of 393 amino acids.
CUGGAGUGCUCGACAAUCUCUUUUCACAAAACAAGACAAUACAGUGGUGUAAAGCAAUAGAUAUAGUGUAUAUGUUUUAAAGCUCCAGACUUAUGUAAACGAAUAUUAAGUGUCUGUUGAUAAAAAAAGCGAAUGGAAGUACUCUAGAGAGGGAGGUCAGAGUGGCGCUAUGGAGAGAUUCGAAUCACUACAGAAAUACUGUCCCUAUGGAAAUGUCCUGGUUCCCCAAGGACAAGUGGUCUUGAGUCUUCCGGUGUGUUGUAUGCAGUUGGUGUGCUUAUUUGGUAAAAUUGUGGAGAAGUAUCUCUAUCAACCGGGUGAUGCAAACUGCUGUGAGUUUGCUGGCGUCCUUUAUUCAGACGGAGCAACAUUACCAGGGCACUGCACCCCGCUACGUUGCAAAGAAGGCCAAUGGACAACGAGCUGGACCCUUGAUAAAUGCUGUAGUCGCUGUGGUCUUUAUAAUGACCCUCACAUUAUAACCUUUGAUAUCUAUCGGUACGACUGGCAUGGCACCUGCAACUACUCGAUUGCCCAGAGCGAUCUGUCCUACGACCCCCGGACAGGCGUGUUCAGCGAUUUCCAGCCUUGUAACCGCCGCGCCUCUUGCUUGGACACCACCACGUUUCGGGACAAUCCGAACACCAUUAUUACCGUGUCCAGCAAAUACAAUAACACGAUAAUAGUGAAUGGCGAGGAUUUCGUCGUACCUAAAACUGGGAUCGUGCCUGUUAGAACGUCCGGCCCGACAACCCACCCCGUGCUAGUAUGGCAGAGCGACGAUUGCGUCAUUCUGCUGGGCGCUUCCAAAAUCAUGCUUAAGCACUGUCGCUCCUCCAUGCACGUCUGGGCUUACCCUAGCCAUAUGGACAGUCUGGACGGUCUAUGCGGACACUUCAACUUCAAUCCUGGAGAUGACUUCAGGGACAGGAACGGCCAUCAGCACCCUCUCUCAUACCGUCCGUAUGCCUUCCCGUAUUCCUGGAUGACGUAUGAUCAAAGCAACAGGCAAUGCCUCCGAUUAAGACAAACGCCUUGCAUGGACUGCCAAGAAGCAACAAACGACCCAUGUCAUGCAGACCCGGAUGCUCGUGACGAGUACGCUGUCAUGUGCGAAAGAUUUCUAUCUGACGCAGCAGGGGGGCAGGCUGAAGUCCUCGCCCAUCAUAUCGAAACAUGCAUAUUCGACGUGUGUUUGAUGAGCCAAGAAGGAGCUAACUUAACGACGGUCGAAGAAUGGCUUGAGGAACUGCGCCGUAUUCUGAAGAUGAUCGUCGACGUAGAAAAUGGGAGAUUUGGUGGUUGGAAUAUCAAUGUAGAAAAUGAGAUUUUGGGUGGACUCUCCAUAUAG